Molecule: messenger RNA, 919 nt
Organism: Styela clava
Lineage: Eukaryota; Metazoa; Chordata; Ascidiacea; Stolidobranchia; Styelidae
Source: RefSeq, a predicted model, not a curated record
AAAAUGCACGAUGUCAAGAUCCACCAAAAAAGAAAAGACGUUGGAGAUCUUUGGCUCUAACAAUUGUCAUUGUAUUGUUGGUGGCAUCCACUAUUUGUUCUCUUGUGCUGUCAGCCUGGGCUGUCGGAAGUUUGAAGAAAGAAAUCAUAAAUAUCACCAAUCUCAACUACAAUGUUACAAAUAUGACACUGAAUGAAACAGAAAACGGCCAUGUUUCAGAUAUCACCAAUCUCAACUACAAUGUUACAAAUAUGACACUGAAUGAAACAGAAAACGGCCAUGUUUCAGAUAUCACCAAUCUCAACUACAAUGUUACAAAUAUGACACUGAAUGAAACAGAAAACGGCCAAGAACUGGACGCCCUAACAAAUCAACUUCAUUCUUUACGAUCUCAAAUUUUGGAUUUGCAAAACGGUUUCACGCGAGUAAGACUUCAAAGUGGUUGGUCAAAUGAAGGUCGUGUAGAAAUUCUUCACAACGGCACAUGGGGAACAAUUUGUGACGAAGGUUGGGAUAAUACUGACGCCGGUGUAGUAUGUCGCAUGCUUGGAUACGAUCGUGCCUACGCGUACUGCUGUGCAAUACACGGCGAAGGAAGUGGACCCAUAUGGCUUUCCGGGAUAGGUUGUGAUGGAACCGAGAAUAACAUUGCGUCUUGUAAAAAUCUUGGCUGGGGUAAUCAUUCCUCAUGCACCCAUAAUAAUGACGCAUCUGUAUACUGUAUUUGAACUGAACCAACUCGAGAUUCGUGGUUGAUUAAUAUCUUGGAGUUAAUUUCUAACAGAUACAACGUGGAUGGGGAAAACUUUCCUAAAUAAUACUGAUUAUUCAACCAGCCGUUAUUAGGCAAUGACACCGAAACCUGAUUCAAUUCUCUAGGAUUUCGGAUCGUUUGUAACAGCGGCAUAACCUACUUCCA